AUGGCUACUUCUAGCAACCCAGCAGCUGUCACUCUGCUUGUGCUGCUUCGUCCCCCCUACCACUGCCUGGCCUGCCUACCUGUCUACCGGGAUUAUGUGGACCACGGGGCCUCUCUAGGCACCUCCGUCGUGUUCAUGAGGGCCGCCUUAGUUUUGAAUGCAGGAUCUGCCAUAUCCGAUCCGAGAAGCGUGAGGCGACGCCUGAGGCAAAAAGACUACGGCAUAGACGAGGCCUACCUCGCCUCCCAGGAUGCAACCUACAACGCCCAGACUGACGACAGCUCCUGCAACCACCAGUUGAGCCCUCCAGCUACUGCGGCCAGUCCUACUCAAGGACUUUCUGCUCCUGUUCAUGCCGACGCCACCCCUACAGUGCCACCUCCUGACACCAGCAGCCAGUCCCCUCGUUCCCAGCAGCCGAGCCCGGGAAGCGACAACUCUCCAUUACCUCUGGUUCGACGCCCACGACGUCAACGGCAGCGCCAGCACCAGCGAAGGCGUAACUCUAACUCCACGGACAGUCAACCACGCCCUGCAGACACCAAUGCUUUGGGCACCACCACCGAGCCAACCACUGCGCCGGUACCUACGCCAACUACCUCCACCCACGGUGCCGCCACCACUACGGACCAUCCUACACCUGCUUCCAGCGCUCCACGAGACAACGCCCAUUCGCAGGUACGUAACCAGCUCGACCAACCUCCCACUGACAGCACGCCUGCUGCUCCUCCAUCCUGGGUUAUUGCCUGGAGAGACCGUUUCAACUGUGCCCUCGACAUCGACAUGCUCGAGGUCAUGGUGGACGACCUCACGAACCUUGCACAAAGUAUGGCUCCUCAACAACACCCUCAACGUAGUAUCCACCAACACCAACGCCAUCCGCAUCAUCCCAGACCCCAGGCCCAAGGGAAUACCCGCCGUCAACAGAGGUACAACGCUGCUGAGGCCAGUAGGAUCCAACGUCUCUACAGGGCCAACAAGCACAAGGCGUUUGAGGAGAUCACUCGCGGCCCCAGCCGCUACUGUAACAUCGGUGAGUCCACACUCAUUAAUCACUUUACUAACACCAGUGGUCGCCGUUCUGUCCCGCAGGAUCAGCUAGCUGCUUCUCUCCCGCAACGCCCUCAGCCAACCACCAGUAAUCCUCUCUGCGGUGAGUUCACGCCUGCCAAGGUCGCCAAACGCCUUGCCAAAUGCCGGAACACUGCCCCUGGUCCCGAUGGCGUUAGGUACUACAUCUGGAAGCGCCUCGACCCCCAAGGGCACAUCCUUUCGGCCCUUUUCAAUGCCGUGCAGAGAAUCGGCGCCACACCCUCCACGUGGAAGACGUCCACCACCAUCCUUCUGCACAAGAAAGGCGACCAAGGCAACAUCAACAAUUGGAGGCCCAUCGCCCUCGCCAACACCCUCGGCAAGGUCUACUCCGCCUGUAUCGCAAGCCGUCUCCUGCGCUGGUGUGAGGAGAACAACAUCAUUUCCGCAGCGCAGAAGGGCUUCAUGCGGUACGAUGGGUGCUCCGAACACACUUUCACCUUACAAUCUGCUAUCCAGAAUACCCGUCGCAAGAACCAUGGGUGCCACGUGGCGUGGCUCGACCUCGCCAACGCCUUCGGGUCCGUGCCCCAUGACACCAUUUACACCUGCCUCGAGUGGUGCGGCCUCGACGAGUCCUCAAUCCAUUGCAUCAAGGCCCUCCUUGAUGGUUGCAACACCCGCAUCCGAUCAACUACUGGUCUGACCACUCCCAUACCCAUACUAGCUGGGGUCAAACAAGGGUGCCCAUUGAGCCCCAUCCUUUUUAACAUCGUCGUCGAGCCGGCACUACGCCUCAUCUCCGACCUAAAGCUGGGAUACCAUCUGCACAACCAAUCCAUAUCCGUCUUGGCCUACGCGGAUGACAUUACAAUCAUCAGUGGUACCGCCAAAGGCCUCCAAACCCAGCUAGACCUCCUAUCCACCUGGCCCCAAAACUGUGGCCUUACCUUCAAGCCAGCUAAAUGUGCCACCCUCUCGAUCGCCUCCAAAUACCGCUGCGACGAAGAUAGGCACUUCUCCAUCCAGGACACCACCAUCCCUCACCUGAAAAAAGAUGACCAUUACCACCAUCUGGGGAUACCGACCGGCUUCACCGUGGGGUGCUCCGCCGAAACUGUCAUCGACGGGAUCCUGACCAACCUAAAACAUGUCGACAGUUCCCGCCUCGCCCCAUGGCAGAAGAUCGACUGCGUGAGUACCUUUUUAAUAUCCAGACUCACCUUUUACUUAAUCCUCGGCAGUGUGCAAAAGAAAUCAUUAGGGAAGCUGGACAAAUCCAUCAAGCGUUAUGUGAAGAAAUGGAUGUACCUGCCGCAACGUGCCAGUCCCGAAAUCAUCGCCAUGCCACACGCCCAGGGAGGGGCCAACAUCACCCCAUGUGGCAUCCUGGCCUACGUCGCGCAGGUAAGCCAUGCUAUUAACCUCCUUCAUUCUAGAGACCCUGUCGUCGCUGCUCUCGCCGGGAACACCCUGCGUCUGGUCGUCGAAAAACGUAUCAAACGGCCUCCCAGUGACGACGACGUCUGUACCUACCUGUCCGGGUCUAUGGAAAACGAGUUUGGACUCGAUCCAUACGAUAUACCAUCUGUCUGGACCCGGCUGCGUAUGGCUACACAUCGCCUGAAGAAAUACAUCGACCUGGUCUGGCAACCCAACGCAGACGGCACUUUCAUCCCCUCCGUUAACGAAAAACCGCUCCAAAAAGCAACUGCCAUGAAGUUCCUCUCCGACGCAGUCAAAGCUACUCUCCGCAAGCCCGACCAGGGAAAAACCUACCGUUUGAUCGCACGUAACGCCAACAGUAACCACUUUCUACACGACGGCAGCUUCACCAGGUUUGCCGAUUGGCGCUUCGUCCACCGUGCGAGGCUCAGGGUUGUACCACUUCGCGGCCUCCAGAGAUUCGGCAACGCCUCCCAAAACUGUCGUCGGUGCCAGCGCCAUUGUGAAACCCUGGCACAUGUUGUGAAUCACUGUCCGCCGAACUUUUCCCUAAUAACUAAGCGCCAUAACUCCAUUCUAAAUAGGCUCUACAACGCCAUUGACCGCAGAAACCUCACAGUCUUCACCAACCAGAGGAUCCCUGACUACCCAGGUACCUGCUGUCCUGAUUUGGUCAUCGUCAACAGUAACCCAAAAACCGCUACAAUCGUCGACGUCGCCACCCCUUUUGAAAAUGGGGAGGACGCCUUCGACCGCGCCCGCAACGAGAAGGUAUCCAAGUACCGACCUGGCGAACUACUUCAAACGCAAAGUUUACGAUACGUUCGUCGACGCCUUCAUUGUUGGCGCCCUUGGCGGUUAUGA
Messenger RNA from Centruroides sculpturatus (bark scorpion), 3342 nucleotides. RefSeq lists its product as uncharacterized. The record is from RefSeq and is a predicted model, not a curated record. The coding region runs from base 1 to 3342 and encodes 1113 amino acids. Lineage: Eukaryota; Metazoa; Arthropoda; Arachnida; Scorpiones; Buthidae. The transcript has 2 exons.